Molecule: messenger RNA, 1221 nt
Organism: Solanum stenotomum
Lineage: Eukaryota; Viridiplantae; Streptophyta; Magnoliopsida; Solanales; Solanaceae
Exons: 1
Coding region: 1-1221 (406 amino acids)
Source: RefSeq, a predicted model, not a curated record
AUGGUUAGAUCACAUUUAAUAGUACAUGGAAUGAUCCAAAAUUAUACCUUUUGGUAUCACCAUGGAGAGAGGACAUGUGAGACAGAAGAACCAAAUUCUAAAUCUGAAGAUGAUGAAAAUGAAAUUGGUGAGGAUGAUGAAGAGGAUGAAAUACAUGAAAUUCUUAUAGAUUUGCAUCCUGCUUUUAAUGUAGAAAAUAUGAAUACUGGUGAUGAUGAUGUUCUCGAGGAGGAACAAAAUCCUGAAGCGAAAAGAUUCUAUAGUCUUUUAAAGGAAUAUGAUCAACCAUUGUAUUCAAAACUUUCUACUUUGGUGAAAUUGCUUCAUAUUAAAAGCAUUGGUCGUUGGAGUAAGGACUCAUUUAAUAUGCUAUUGAAGAUGUUAAAGAAUGAUUUGUUGCCUGAUGAAUCAAACUUGCCAAAUUCAUAUUAUGAAGCAAGGAAGCUAAUUCAAAGCCUAGCGCUUUCAUAUGAGAAGAUCGAUGCAUGUAAGAAUGAUUGCAUGUUAUAUUGGAAGAAUGAUAAGUUUGUUGAUUCUUGCAAAUUUUGUGGUGCAUCUAGAUGGAAGGAGAAUAAACAUAGUGGGGAAACCAGUUUUAGAAAGGGAAAAAAGAUACCACACAAGAUCUUAUGCUAUUUUUCUUUAAAUACAAAGCUUCAAAGAUUGUUUAUGUGCUCAAAAACAUCUUCUUUAAUGAGAUGGCAUCAUGAAAACAAAGCUAAUGAUGGGAUUAUGAGGCAUCCAGUUGAUUCAAAAGCAUGGAAAAAGUUUGAUGAACUUCAUCAAUCAUUUGCUAUGGAGCCUCGUAAUGUUAGAUUUGGACUUGCUAGUGAUGGUUUUCAACCAUUUGGAUGUUCUAGAACUCCAUACAGUAUUUGGCCUAUUGUACCUAUUCCUUAUAAUUUACCACCUUGGUUAUGCAUGAAGCAGGAACAUUUUGUUUUGUCAAUGCUUAUUCCCGGCCCUGGAAGUCCUGGAGAUGCAAUUGAUGUUUAUCUUCAACCAUUGAUUGAUGAAUUAAAUGAAUUAUGGGAAACUAGAGUUGUUACCUUUGAUGCAUCAACUAAACAAAACUUCACAUUGCAUGCUGCUUUAUUGUGGACCAUUAAUGACUUUCCAGCUUACGCAAAUCUAUCUGGUUGGAGUACAAAAGGAAAAUUGGCUUGCCCAUGUUGCAAUAAAGAAACAAUCUCAGAUAGGUUGAUACAUGGUCAAAAAUAG